AAAAAAGCAAAAAUUAAUUAAUUAAUCAAAAUUGAUAAGUCAAUCAAAUAAAUGAAUAAGCUCGAUAUAUUUGGAAGUUAAGUUUCUGUAAGAUUUCAGGGAUCUUCAAUCCAUAAAACUAAAUUUGGAGCAUUUUUAACUAUGGUUUUAUUCUUAAUAAUAAUGCUAAGAUUAGGAAUUUUAAUAUACAACGUACUUGAUGGAAGAAAUCCAACAGUUCUUUUUUAAGAAAGAUAGGUAUAAGACCCAAAAAAAUUUGUCAUAACCCCUGAUACCCUUUCUCUUGCUAUUGGAGUUCUUGAUACUAACUAUAACUAUUAUAUUGACAAUAGCUUAUUCACAAUAUAAGGAGUACAUAAGACAAAAUAAAAUGUAUACAACUAAACUACAGGUCAGUAUGAUUAAAUUUUCUAAUCAAGAGUGUUUAAUCUAGUUAAUUGCACUGAUGAUAAUGUGCCUGAUCCUAAAUUAAGAGAAUAUUUUCUCAAAUCCUAGCUUUAUAUGCAUCAAUGUAUUCCAAAAGAUAUGGUAUUGGAGAUUGAAGGAUAGUUCAACUCUGACUUUUACUAAGAGCUUAAUUUUUACUUUUACAAAUGUACUGGAAAUGGAUGCAAAGACGAAAAAUAAAUAAAUGCUCUAGUAAAUAACAAUAAUAUCGAGCUAUUAUUUACAGAUGUUUACUUUGCACCUGAAAACAAAGAUAACCCCUUUGUAAAAUUUUCAAGAGAUUUAUACUGGAUUACCAGUUAAAAUCUUCCUAGAGAAGCUAAUGUUUUUCUUAGAAACAACUAUGUUGAGAGUGAUUUUGGAUGGAUAACAUCAGAUAUCACAACUUAAGUUUAUCCCUCUUUCAGCUACAAUGACGAUUAAAUAGUUGAUCCUUCAAAUCAAUUUUUCUUUCAUUUAGUUAUAAGAUUUGAAAAAGAAAAAGAAAAUUUAUAUAAAAGAACUUAUGAUAAUUUAUUUACAAUUAUGUCUUAAAUUGGUGGUUUUUCUUAAAUUUUGCUCACAGUCUUUUCAUUUAUUGGUUUUAGAUACUCAGAAAUUCAUUUAAGUAGAUCUUUAAUUAAUUAAUCAUUAGACUUUUAAGAUGUCACAAAUAAGCCAAAUUAAGGCACACUGAUAUCAAACCCUACUUAGGUUAAUAUUCAUCCUCUUAAUAACAACAAUAUUAAAGAUAAUAAUAUUAUAGAUGGAGCAGAUUCUUAGGGUAUUUAAAAAUAAAUACACUAAAAAUAAGCUACUUUUAGCCAUAUUAUUAAUGAAAAGUCCAUUAUUAAUGCAAAUUAACUUGAAAAUGCUAACUUUUCUCCUAUUUUCUCUAAAGAUAUUAAAUACUGUCUUGAAAAUAAAACUAAUUAAAAUUAACUAAAUUUAUCAUAAAUGCUAAAUAAAAAAAAUGUAGAAGAUUAAAAAUAAAAAUUAAGUGAAGAGGAUAUUUUGUAAGAAUACUAAAAAUAACUAGAGAUUACCUAAAAUUACUCAAAGUUAAAAUUUAAUGUUUUUUCUUAUAUGCUAUCAUUUGCUACAAAAGCUUUUAAGAGUUUUAGGAAUAAAAAAAAAAUAAUUGACUAUGCAUUCAAAGAGAUUGAUAAUAACUUAGACAUUGAAUACAUAAUCAAAAAAUUUGUAGAAAUAGAUAAAUUAAAAAGAAUUUUACUUAAUGAUGAUUAAUUAACUUUAUUCAAUUUAAUUCCUAAACCCCAAAUACUUUACAAAGUUGAUCAAAAAUAAGGUGUUGUUAUCGAGAAAAAUUCAUUGUUAAAUAAUAAGGAAAAUUUAAGUAAUUUUGAAUAAUUUAAAAAGGCGAAAUAAAGCUUUAAAAAUAUUUACGGGAAGCAAAAAUAAACCAAAAUCGAUUUAAGUAUUUUAAAUUUGAUAGAUGAUAAGCAGUAUCAAAUGUUAAGCAAUUAAUUGCCUACAAAAUAAUCCUAACAAAAUUAUUAAUAGUAAAUGAUAAAAAUGCAAAAUUUAUAAAAUAAUUUCCCUUAUAAUCUUGAGUAAUCAUCAAGUGCUAAUUAUGGGAAAAACUAAGUAAAUUAAGAUGAAGGACCUUAAGAUAGUUCUGAAGAUUAUUUUGAUUAAAAUAAAAUAAAAAAAUAUUCUACAUUAAAAAAAGUAAGAAAUCCUAGUCUUUACUCCUCUACUUCAAAUUAAGAAAGGAAUAACAUUUAUUAAAUAUAAGACUAUGUUGAAGAACACUUGUGA
Messenger RNA from Tetrahymena thermophila SB210, 2208 nucleotides. Its product is annotated as small GTP-binding domain protein. The record is from RefSeq and is a predicted model, not a curated record. Gene Ontology annotation, biological process: reciprocal meiotic recombination. Gene Ontology annotation, molecular function: double-stranded DNA binding. Lineage: Eukaryota; Ciliophora; Oligohymenophorea; Hymenostomatida; Tetrahymenidae. The transcript is spliced from 3 exons. Gene Ontology annotation, cellular component: nucleus.